This is a messenger RNA of Eruca vesicaria subsp. sativa (arugula), 675 nucleotides long. The record is from the annotation of a GenBank genome assembly. Lineage: Eukaryota; Viridiplantae; Streptophyta; Magnoliopsida; Brassicales; Brassicaceae.
AUGACGCUGAAAGUCCCAAAACUAGCACUCACUAAUAGAUUAAAAGACUACACCACCCUCAAACAUGUUAAUAGAAAAAAAGAAGUUAUCAUUCUCGAAGAACUCAACAACGACGACGAAUUAUCAGACAUCGAUCAUGACGUCGUCUCCGUCGAAGACGCAAGAGACAGUAUCACAGAGAAACUCCACUGCAUCACUCUUAGCAAUCAAAAAUCGAAACCGAUAGAUUAUGAGAAGGCUGUGGCGGAGCUAAGCAGACACGUCCUUCCCGUGGUUCCUGAAAAAAUUGAUGCAAGUGAAGAAACAAACAAAGAGUAUGCAACACAGUUCGAAGUUCAGGGAUUCCCAAUUAUCAAGAUUUUCAGAAACGGAUGCAAAGCUGUUCAGGACAACGGACCUCGUGAAGCUGAUGAGGUUGUUGGUGAUAAGAAGGUUAAAGUUUUCCCUAAUUUAUCUCGAUCUGAGUUUGUAUCGUUCUUGGCUACUGCUGAGAAACUGCGCUCGGACUAUGAUUUUGCACACACCUCUGAUGCCAAGCUUCUUCCUUGUGGAGAAUCAAGCAUUCCGCUUUUCACCGUCUUUGACAAGAAUUCAAAUAACCAUCCUUAUGUUAUCAAGUUCUUUGACAUCCCUAAUACUAAGUGGGAUUGCAAAAGGUUUAGCGUUUCUCUAUGA